This is a messenger RNA of Cladophialophora psammophila CBS 110553, 711 nucleotides long. Its product is annotated as haloacid dehalogenase, type II. Lineage: Eukaryota; Fungi; Ascomycota; Eurotiomycetes; Chaetothyriales; Herpotrichiellaceae. The record is from RefSeq and is a predicted model, not a curated record. The transcript is spliced from 2 exons. Bases 1 to 711 code for a protein of 236 amino acids. Gene Ontology annotation, molecular function: hydrolase activity, acting on halide bonds, in C-halide compounds.
AUGGGCAAGAUCGUAGUGGCAUUCGAUCUCUACGGCACGCUCCUGUCGACAGAGAGCAUUGCUAAAGAAUUGGCUUCACACUUUGGACAGGAAAAAGCCGCCUCCAUAGCGGCUGUAUGGAGGAAAUAUCAACUGGAAUACACGUGGAGGUUGAACAGCAUGAAACAAUAUCAGGAUUUUUCAGACGUGACCCGGGAAUCUCUCCUGCACGCCCUAGCAGAGCACGGAGUGAGUCUCAGCAAUGCUCAGAGCGACAAGCUCAUGGACGCAUACGACUCCCUAUCGACCUUUCCAGAUGUCAACCCGGCAUUGAAGCGGUUGGAGAAGAACACAAACGUCGAAUGUGUCGUCUUCUCGAAUGGAACCAAAGCCAUGGUCUCCAAUUCCGUCAACAAAUCUAACGAUCUCAACUCUUCGGUAUUCAAGGACCUUAUAACAGUAGAUGUUGUCAGAGCAUUCAAGCCCGCACCGGAGGUGUACGAGUUCCUGGCGCAAAAAGUCAACAAGGUGGGCCACGAAGAUAAGAUGUGGCUGGUGUCAGGAAACCCGUUUGAUGUUGUGGGUGCUCGCUCUAUUGGUAUGCAAGCCGCCUGGGUUGAUCGAUCAGGAAAUGGAUGGCAGGACCAACUUGGUCUUAGCCCUACGGUGGUGGUGAGAAGUCUCGAAGAGGUGGCAGACGUUGUCGAGCAGCACGCUGCGGGCUCCAAAUAG